AUGCCCACGCUUCAAUUCCCUAUAGGCUUUGUCUGGGGCGCCGCCACCGCCGCGUACCAGGUCGAAGGCGCCGCCGACGAAGGCGGCCGCGGCCUCAGCAUCUGGGAUGCCUUCUCCAAGACGCCCGGCAAAACUCUCAACGGCGACACCGGCGACAAGGCGGUGGACCACUACCACCUCUACAAGGAAGACGUCCAGCUCAUGGCCAACAUGGGCCUGAAGCACUACCGCUUCUCUAUCUCGUGGCCGCGUAUCCUCCCGACGGGCCGCACGGACCAUAUCAACGAGGAAGGCAUUGCGUUCUACAACAACCUCAUUGACGAGCUCUUGGCGCAUGGCAUCACUCCGAUCGUGACAUUGUACCACUGGGACCUCCCGCUGGCGCUGCAGACCGAGUUUGACGGUCUCCUCGGCGGUCAGCCGGUGAUUGAUGCGUUCACAGCGUACGCGCGUCUCUGCUUUGAGCGGUUUGGCGACCGCGUCAAGCAGUGGAUCACGAUCAACGAACCGUGGGUCAUCUCUCUCUUGGGCUUUGGCAUUGGUGUGCUAGCACCUGGUCGCAAGCACAACGGCAAGACUGAGCCGUACAUUGCUGGGCACAACCUGCUUCUCUGGCACGCACACGCCGUCAACGUCUACCGCACCGAGUUCCAAGAGACGCAAAAUGGUCAGAUUGGUAUGACCUUCAACUGCGACUGGCGCGCACCCAAGCCGACGGAGAAUCCCGUCGAGCAGGCACAGAACGCCGACGCUGCCGAGCGCGCCGUGCUCUUUGACCUUGGCUGGUUUGCGGACCCGAUCUACUUUGGCGACUACCCCGAGGUCAUGAAGACGCGCCUUGGCGACCGCCUGCCGCGCUUCACGCCCGAAGAGUCGGCGCUCCUCAAGGGCAGCAAUGACUUUUUUGGUUUGAACCACUACAGCACAGCGUACGUCGAGCCCUCGGACGCGUUCCUUGCCAACGAGGUCUGCGGCUCCGACGGCAUCAUUUUUGAUGACGCCGGCGUCAAGAUGUCGGCGGACGAUGCGUGGCCGCGCACCGAUGUGGGCUGGAACGUGGUUCCCUGGGGCUUUCGCAAGCUCUUGGUAUGGAUCCAAGCCCGGUAUGCGCCGGCUGGCGGCAUCAUCGUCACCGAGAACGGGUGCGCCGUCGCCGACGACGAUCAAGCCGCCGCGGCCAACGACGUCUUCCGCGUCAACUACUACCGCGGCUACAUUGCCGAGAUGCACAAGGCCAUCACCGAGUGCAACGUCGACGUCCGUGGGUACUAUGCGUGGUCGUUCAUCGACAACUACGAGUGGGCGUGCGGCUACAGCAAGCGGUUCGGUCUCCACUGGGUCAACUAUGAGACAAUGAAGCGCAUGCCCAAGGCGUCGGCUCACGUGUACGGUGCCAUCCUCCGCGCCAACGCACUUGUCGUCGAGGAUAAAGACGAGAAGGCUUUCGACGCGACACCCCCUGCUGCGGCGCAUUAG
Saprolegnia diclina VS20 is the source of this 1476-nucleotide messenger RNA. RefSeq names its product beta-glucosidase. The transcript has 3 exons. Gene Ontology annotation, molecular function: beta-glucosidase activity. Bases 1 to 1476 code for a protein of 491 amino acids. The record is from RefSeq and is a predicted model, not a curated record. NCBI's taxonomy places the organism in Eukaryota, Oomycota, Saprolegniomycetes, Saprolegniales, Saprolegniaceae. Gene Ontology annotation, biological process: carbohydrate metabolic process.